AAGUCAGGUGGUGAUUAAGGUGGUUGUGUCGAGAACCCCGAGGCGAGCGGAUUAGCCAUGGAGGUAGAAGAGUCCCGCGUCAAGGAGCUGCACGCUGCCUACCUGUGCAUUAAGCCCACGGUCGCAGAAGACCUCAUGAGUUGCGAGGAGUUCAAGAGAGCCCUCCAGUACGCCGGCCACAACCCCACGCCAAAGUUUCUCUCGGAGCACUGGAAGGACGGCGAGACAGAAAACAUCACGUACGAGAAAUUUUGCAGCAUUGCCGAGAAACUCCCUGAGACGAUCAUCGAUGACAUUGAGACCUUGUUCAUGAAGGUAUUUGGAGUUGCCGAUGGAAAAGUAGGUGAAAACGAGUUCCGGAAACUCCUAUUGACAAAUGAGAGCCUGGGUGACCUCAGCGAAGCCGAUCUUGACUACAUCUUGCAGGAUGCAAAUGUCAUCGAAAACGGUGUUGUUGAUUGUAGCAAGCUGGGGAAGGUGAUCAUGCACACUAUCAGCGAGAUGAAGCAGAUGAGCUUGCAGAAGCUAGAGGAACGUUCAAACCUCCAGCGCAUCAACUCCAAAACUUUCACGAGGAAGAAGCGUGAGAAGUUUGCUGGGCCGGAAGGGAGUCCGCGGUCCCUCCACUUAGUCUCGGCUCUUAAUGUCGAUGGCUGGAGUGAGUCCAGUCUGAAGGGUUGCUUUUACUUGGACAAGGUGAACAUCCUGGCCCACCAGUAUUCCUUGGAGAUUACGUGCAUGGGGCCGACUGUGGUGAAAAUGACCCCAAAGGUUGGACCCAAAAACACGACGGAUGAAGUGGUGGAUGCCUUAGCGUAUGUGUUUAGGGAAUCGCCCGAAGGAAUGAGGAAUUAUGUUGGUUUUACAGAUAAGAGGGACAGUGAUGGCUCCUAUUACUGGCAUGAUGUCCUAAAGGAGGGGCGAUAUGUUGUGAUUCCCUUUACCAGUGGGUGCCGGCUACAGGAGAGAAUGCACGAGCCAGAGGGACAGAUUGACUUGGUGGAAAACAAAGGGAAAGUCGCGCUCACUCCUGAAUUCAGACUAGUCCUCGAAGAAAUUUUCCACCAGGUUGACCUUGAUGGAAAUGGCCGUCUCAAUCGGCAGGAAUUUAAUCUCUACAACUGGAGGACGUCGGGCGAAGAAGUCCAGGAUGAUGAGUGGGCAGUUGUACAGAGCAACUUUGAUGUGGAGGCCGAUGAGUUGACCCUCAGUGGGUUCCUUGCCCUGCACCAGCUGGAGGCAGAAGACAACGGUGGCGAUACGGACGAUCUGUGGGUGUCGUUAGAGGCCAUGGGUUACAACCGGAUGGGCCAGCAGGACCAGGCGGCUCCAUUUGUGUUAAGUGUCUUCAGCCAGGUGUGUCAGCCCACUCUCUUGGUGUCUGGCCUGAAAAGUGGGGGUCUCCUGCUGGACAAGGCUGUCAUUCGCUCCAUCAUGGAAAAUGCAGAACCCAUCAAGAUCAAGAAUAUGAUCGACCUCAUCAAGUAUGAAUUCCUGGGCAAAGACCGUGGCAGCAUCGUCAUCCAGAAUAAGGCUCACAGCAAGGUCAUGGUCCGUGUGGAUUGUUCCGGCAGUACAAACGUGGCCACAAACAGGCCGAACCUAGACUGGACCGUGGAAGUGGCAGGAAAAUCUGCAAUAAUAGCCCACCAGUUGAUGCCAAAGAAACUCGGAGAACCGUGGAAUGUGGUUUGUGUUGAAUAUCUUAUUAAAUAGUCUUGCUAGCAGACUAGGACAUAUAUUAAAUGCAGCUUUACUUAUGCCUUGACUUUUGUUUGUAUGCCUAGCUUACGUAUUGCUGCAGUAUUACACAUAACAGUUGUAUACUGCAUGUCCUUGCUCACUAUCUUGUAGCAAUGCAUAAAAUGUAAUUUCAUCAUUUUUUUUAUUUGUUGAAUUUAGCAUUCUGAAUAUUCUCCCAUACUUUUCAAGAUUAACAGCUUUUGACCAUGUUUCUUUUGUAUAUUUUCUCUAGCCGCUGUGAUAGAAUGUCUAAAAUUAUCUGCGCAAGGAAGAGAUUUAUGAGAGUCCUCAACAUAUAGCUUUUGUUUACAUACAGCAAUAAUUGUGAUUAUUUAAUAGGAUCUUUAUACAUUACUUGAUUCCACACUGUAAGUGAUAGUAGGAUUUGUGGAUUUAUAUAUAUUUUUUCCUUCGACAUUAAAUUUAAGUAUAUAUAGGUUAGUCAGGUAUCUAACAUAUUUGUGUAUGUGUGUGUGUGUGUAUGUGUAUGUGUA
Penaeus vannamei (Pacific white shrimp) is the source of this 2237-nucleotide messenger RNA. Lineage: Eukaryota; Metazoa; Arthropoda; Malacostraca; Decapoda; Penaeidae. The record is from RefSeq and is a predicted model, not a curated record.